Molecule: messenger RNA, 767 nt
Organism: Ascoidea rubescens DSM 1968
Lineage: Eukaryota; Fungi; Ascomycota; Saccharomycetes; Ascoideales; Ascoideaceae
Product: 40S ribosomal protein eS19
Exons: 2
Coding region: 111-560 (149 amino acids)
Biological process (GO): translation; ribosomal small subunit assembly
Cellular component (GO): ribosome; cytosolic small ribosomal subunit
Molecular function (GO): structural constituent of ribosome; RNA binding
Source: RefSeq, a predicted model, not a curated record
AAUUUAUCCAAUAUCAACAUCUCAGAAAAAAUAUCCACAUCACAAUCACUAUCACGAUCAGUACUGAGUUGAUUUAAUAUAUCAUAAUAUAAUCAAACCAAAUAAUAGAAAUGGCAGGUGUUUCAGUUAGGGAUGUUCCAGCUCAAAGCUUCAUUAAUGCUUAUGCUCAAUUUUUACAACGUCAAGGUAAAUUAGAAGUCCCAGGUUACGUUGAUUUAGUCAAAACCUCAUGUGGUAACCAAUUACCUCCACAAGAAGCUGAAACUUGGUUCUACAAACGUGCUGCCUCAGCUGCUAGACACAUUUACUUAAGAAAACAUGUUGGUGUUGGUAAAUUAAACAAAUUAUACGGUGGUGCCAUUAACCGUGGUGCCAAACCAUCAAAACAUCAAGAUGCUUCUGGCUCAAUCAACAGAAAAGUUUUACAAAGUUUAGAAAAAAUUGGUGUUGUUGAAUUAUCUCCAAAAGGUGGAAGACAAAUAUCAGAAAAUGGCCAAAGAGAUUUAGACCGUAUUGCUGCCCAAACCUUAGAAGAAGAAGAAGAAUCUGAUGAAGAAUAAUUCUUUCAAGUCUUUUAAUUUACUCAGUAAUCGUUUAAUAAACUAGGAAUUGUAAAAUUUAUUUAAUUUUUCUGUCAUAUUUCUAUCCAUAAAUUCAAUUUGUUUUAUAAUUGAUUUUCUGUAGUUUUUAAUGUACUUUAAAUAAAAGAAAAAAGCCCAGCCAGGGGCUGCACCUGUAAAAUAAACCUUUUCGCUCUUCAACUUUUC